AUUGCACUAAUGAAUACAACAUUGUGCAAAAACUUUAAAAACAUCCAUAUUGUAUUUGUUGCAAACCUUGUUAAAGGAUUUUUGGAGUACAGUGUUUAAAAAUAAUUCAGUCAUAUUUUUAAAACUUAAUAGACUCCAGUGCCAUGUGUCUAAUUAAACAGUAUAUGGAGUUUGCAUGUUUUUUUUUUCCUGUGUUCGCUUUGAGAAUAUGCUGUUUUCAGAAAGGGAGUCGGUGUGACGGUCUGUGAUGAUGGCGGCGAAAGACAGUUCCGAAAACCUGGUAUUCUUUGUGAAUGGAAAAAAGGUAGUGGAAAAGAAUGCAGAUCCAGAAACAACUCUACUGUCCUACAUCCGGGAAAAAUUGAGGCUGACUGGGACAAAGUACGCCUGUGGUGGAGGGGGCUGUGGUGCCUGCACUGUCAUGGUCUCAAAAUACCAGCCUCAGACCAAAAGCAUUCUUCAUUUUUCUGCCAACGCCUGUUUACUUCCCAUCUGUUUGCUUACCGAGGCUGCUGUUACUACAGUGGAAGGGAUUGGAAGUACAAAGACCAGAAUCCAUCCAGUGCAGGAGCGGAUUGCGAAGGCCCAUGGCUCUCAGUGUGGGUUCUGUACCCCCGGGAUGGUAAUGUCAAUGUACACCCUGCUGAGGAACAUUCCAGAACCCACCAUGGAGGACAUUCAGGAGGCCCUCGGAGGUAAUCUGUGCCGUUGUACUGGAUACCGACCUAUCUUAGAUGGAUAUAAGACAUUUUGUGGGGCAUCCAACUGUUGCCAAACAAACAGCAAUGGGGAUUGUUGCUUAAAUGAAGAAUUGUUGGGUCAAGACAAAGAAAAUGUCUUCUCAGAGCUAUUCAACAAAGAUGAUCUUAUACCUUUGGAUCCAACACAGGAACUUAUAUUUCCUCCAGAACUCAUUAUAAUGGCUGAAAAGCAAGAACGAAAAAGCCUCACUUUCCGUGGAGAGAGGAUAACUUGGAUCUCCCCUGUGUCCUUGGAAGAGCUUAUCCAGCUCAAGUCCAGUUACCCUAAUGCUCCUCUCGUAAUAGGAAACACUAACAUUGGACCUGAAAUAAAAUUUAAAGGUAUACUACACCCUGUGAUCAUCUCUCCCACCAGAAUUUCAGAGCUAUAUAAUGUCAUGAAAACAACAGAGGGAGUGUCCAUUGGAGCUGGUUGUAGCCUUUCCACUGUGAUAAAACUGCUGGAAGAGCUGGUUUCCAGUCUGCCAGAGGAAGAGACAGAGAUAUUCAGAGCUCUUUUAAAACAAAUGAAGAACGUUGGUGGGCAGCAGAUCCGCAAUGUUGCGUCUCUAGGGGCCAAUAUUGUCAGUGCCCAUCCAAACUCGGACCUCAAUCCUGUUCUUGCGGCUGCAAAUUGUACACUCAGUGUUGUGUCACAGGGAGGCAAAGAGAACAUUAUAUUAAAUGAAGAUUUCUUUGUUGGAUUUGGAAAAACGGCUCUAACCCCAGAUGAAAUAUUAGUUUCUGUUUUCAUACCCUUUUCUAAAAGGGGCGAGUUUGUAAGAGUUUUCCGCCAGGCCCCACGGCAGGAAAAUGCCUUCUGUUCCGUCAACUCUGGGAUGAAAGUCCAGUUUAAAGAGGGAACAGCUGUUGUAGAAGACCUGAGCAUUUUUUAUGGAGGCGUUGGCCCCUGUACUGUCAAAGCCAAGAAAACCUGUCAGGAAAUCAUUGGAAGGCCCUGGAAUGAAAAAACCAUUAGCGAAGCCUACAGGCUUCUUCUGGAUGAAAUAGAGCUUCCACCUUCUGCACCAGGAGGUAUGGUGGAGUUCAGAAGAGCUCUGACACUCAGCUUCCUUUUCAAAUUUUACCUGGAAAUGUUGCAGAAACUCGGAGAGAUGAAUGUAACCCUUGAGGAUGUUCCUGGAGAAUUUGCCAGUGCAAUACGGUUCUUCCCUCAAAAAAGGGAACACAGUGUUCAGGAGUUUCAGGUGGUGGCUCAUGAUCAACCAUGCUGGGAUCCUGUGGGGCAUCCCAUAAUGCACCGGUCAGCGAUCAGCCAGGCGACAGGAGAAGCUGUUUACUGCGAUGACAUUCCGAAGACAGAAGGCGAGCUGUUUCUAGUCUUGGUGACUAGCACAAGGCCUCAUGCAAAGCUGAUCGGCAUUGAUACAAGUGAAGCUCUUAAAGUACCAGGAGUUGUGGAUGUGAUAACUGCAAAAGAUAUCCCUGGAAAAAAAUUCAGGACCUUCACCAAUAUUGAUGAGGAGUUACUGGCUGAGAAUGAGGUGUCCUGUGUGGGUCAACUGGUAUGCGCCGUGGUGGCAGAUACGAAGCCACAUGCUAAAAGGGGGGCAGCGGCCAUCAAGAUCACCUACGAAGACCUGCAGCCAUUGAUCUUCACCAUCCAGGAAGCCAUCGAGAAGCAAUCUUUCUUUAAGCCUCAGAGAAGAAUAGAAAAGGGAAAUGUGGAAGAGGCAUUUGAGAAGGCUGACCAAGUCCUUGAAGGGGAAAUACAGAUUGGUGGACAGGAGCAUUUCUACAUGGAAACACAGAGCAUGCUUGUCAUUCCUGUUCAAGAAGACAAAGAAUUUAAAGUCUUCAUAGCCACACAACACCCAUCUUACACUCAGGAAGCAGUAGCUGAAACACUAGGAAUCCCAUCAAACCGGGUCUCCUGUCAUGUGAAAAGGCUCGGUGGUGCUUUUGGCGGGAAGGUAACGCGAACGUCAGUUAUGGCAUCCAUCACUGCUGUAGCUGCUUGGAAGACAGAUCGAGCUGUGCGUUGUGUGCUGGAGCGAGGAGAAGACAUGCUGAUAACAGGGGGUCGCCAUCCAGUCCUGGCAAAAUACAAGGUCGGCUUCAUGAACAAUGGGCAGAUAAUUGCAGCAGACGUUCAUUAUUACACCAAUGCUGGUAAUACAGGGGAUGAGUCCAUUUUGGUUAUUGAAAAAAUACUUCUACACAUGGACAAUUCCUACAACAUCCCUAACCUGAGAGGGAUGUCCACAGCCUGCCGCACCAACCUUCCUUCCAAUACUGCCUUCAGGGGCUUUGGGGUGCCACAAAGCAUGCUGGUCACCGAGAGCUGGAUCAAUGAUGUGGCUGUCAGAGUAGGCUGCUCAGCUGAGAAGAUUCGUGAGAUAAAUAUGUACAGGGGCACAUCCUGCACUCACUACAAGCUAGCGUUUGAUCCUCACAAUCUGUGGAGGUGCUGGGAUGAAUGCCUGGAAAAAUCUGCUUUCAGCAACAGGCGAAUUGCCAUCAACAAGUUCAACAAACAAAACCGCUGGAAAAAAAGAGGAAUCGCCGUUGUUCCCAUUAAGUAUGGUAUCGCAUUUGCUGAAAGCUUCCUGAACCAGGCGGCUGCCCUGGUCCAUAUUUAUAAAGAUGGGUCUGUGCUGUUGAGUCAUGGAGGAACUGAGAUGGGUCAGGGCAUUCACACCAAGAUGCAACAGGUGGCAAGCCGAGAGCUGAGAAUCCCAGCUUCAUUCAUUCACAUCAGUGAGACCAGCACCAACACCGUGCCCAACACCUGCCCUUCUGCUGCAUCGUUUGGCACAGAUGCCAAUGGAAUGGCUGUGAAGGAUGCUUGCCAAACCCUGUUACAAAGGCUGGAGCCCAUCAUACACGACAACCCCAAAGGCACUUGGCAAGACUGGAUUAAAACUGCAUACUUUCAGAAAAUCAGCCUUUCCUCUACAGGGUUUUACAGGGGCCAUGACCUGUACAUGGACUGGGAGAAGCAGGAAGGAAGACCAUAUGCCUAUUUCACAUAUGGAGUCAGCUGCUCAGAGGUUGAGAUUGACUGUCUGACUGGAGACCACAAGAAUAUCAGGGCAGAUAUUGUGAUGGACACUGGAAGAAGCAUAAAUCCCUCUGUUGAUAUUGGCCAGAUUGAGGGGGCUUUCAUUCAAGGUCUUGGGCUUUACACCAUGGAGGAGCUGAAGUUCUCUCCCUCAGGGGUUCUGUACACACGUGGUCCUGCACAAUAUAAAAUACCAGCUGUCUGUGAUGUUCCCCUAACAUUCAACGUGUAUCUGCUGGCCGGUUCGCAAAACCCACAUGCUAUUUAUUCAUCCAAAGGCAUUGGUGAGCCAGUCUUGUUUCUAGGAAGUUCAGUGUUCUUUGCCAUUAAGGAUGCUGUGUCAGCUGCCAGAAAGGAGAGGGACCUCAAAGGACCCUUCAGACUUGAUAGCCCCGCCACUGCGGAGAAGAUCUGCCAUGCCUGCUCCAACUGCUUCAUUCAGAUGAUUCCAGCCACCAAGCCUGGCUCCCAGCCAUGGGCUAUCAACGUGUGAAAUCAGAAAUCAAUCGUGAUUUUUAUUUGUUUAUUUGAACCACCACUGAUUUUUUUAGAUAUACCUUAAAAUUCUUUUAUUUAGGACACUGUAAUUUCACACACACUGUCAUUAGUAUUAAUUAUUCAUUUUACGUGCUAAAUUGUUCAAUUUAUUAUGAAAAAACAAGCUGAUGGUUGCUUUGUUCAAUAGUGCAUUUAGGUCUUGUCUACUGGUGCUUAUUUUACCUUCAAAUCUGAAAUGUCACUGCUGUACUUUUUCUUGCUUCUUCAAUUCAUUGAGUCUUUUCCACUGCAAUGGGUCAUAUUGAUGUCAUGGUACAAAUGCAGUACAUUUACAGAAAAAACAUUUUACCAGAACUAAAGUUCUGUCAUCACUCAAUGAGGUUGAGACAGCACUUAUGGCUGCUAUCUAUACCUUCCAGGGGGAUGUUCUUAGGUCAUAUGUGCUGCUUAUUUUGUGAAAUCUGAUGAGGUGAUAGUCUGUGUUUGGUUUCAUGACCAAAAUGCAGCAGUAUAAUCAAGCACGCCAAUGCUUCGCAUGUCGACAUACAUCUAACAUGUCUCACGUCAUCAGUUGACAAUAAUUUUGUACAAAUUUAUAUUGAGCCUUCAUUUUGUUUAGGCUGUAUAGAAUCUCACCAUAUUUGUCAGCUAGUUAGCUUAACAUAUGAAGGUGAAUUCCACAAUUUUUGUUAUACCACUUUACAAUGUGUACUGUACCUCUUGCAUUACUUACAGUUCAGGAAUUUACAGGUAUUGGACAAAAAAUGGUAACAUCUGGGUAAAUGAGUGACACCAAGUAUACUGAAAGCAUAUACAAAAAUGCCUAAUUAUGUUUAGUAUGACAGCAAGAAGAGACUUCAAUGACUUUGAAAGAAGGGUGAUUGCUGGGGCAUGUUUGGUUGGAUCUUCAGUGACCAAGACAGAUCACCUUGCUGAUGUUUCACGAGCAGCAGUGCCUAAAGUGAUUCAAGGGAGAGACUUAUUCGGCCCUCUGAAUCAGAUCUGCUGAUCAGAUCUGGACCAAAUGGAGCAUUUAGGGCAUAUUCUGGAAUGACACACGAGACACAAUUUUCCACCUCCAUCAACCAGAUGUGAGCUGACUGACUCUCUUGUGGAAGAAUGGCCACACAUAUCCAUUCCUGUUGAGACCAGACUACAGUAUGUCACUGAGCGUACAGGCUGUAUUGGGAUGACACCCCAAAUAUUAUUGGGUUUAUAUGUGUGUUUCCAUUUUUUGGCCAACAAAUGUCACUUAUCUGUAAGUCAUUGUGGAUAAAUUAAGUGCGUCAAAUAAAAUUAUAACAUUAAAAUCCAUCCUCAUGAGGCUACUUUAUUUCUAUAACAUAUGGCCUUAUUCCUUUUCGAUAUAGUAAUACAGCCGCCAUAGCAGGCUGAUAAAAUAUUACCUUAGCUGGUCACGAUCCUUCAAAAAGAAGGUCUUUUGAUUCUUGAUGAUCAUAAUGCAUGAGUAGUAACUGGGGCUGGUUUCAUAAAGAAAGGCGGGUGUUUUGUGAACCUGCCCAAUAUGGAACUGUAACUUAAGCUUCCAUCACCACAUUAGGACACAAGUUUGGGGUUUCUGAUAGAGCGCGCCACCUACUGAUUUAGCAACACCACUUGCAAUAGCAACCCGAUAUUCCCUCAGGGUCAGCUCCCCAGGCCAGCCCCUCUAUCUGGCUUGGCUUUUAAGAUGCGGCAAUUUGGCUUAAGAGCAGUACACUUCUUUAAGUCCAAUGUGUAGGGCUUACAGUAUAACGUACUACUUUGUGAUCCUGGCUACCAGGAUAAUUUUCAAAAUGCACUGACUAAAUAUUUCCUUGUAUGGUGCAAAUAUGUUUUAAAGAAACCAGUGAUUGACAUGCAGUUAAUGGGCUGAAGUAGUUCAAGUAGGGGGCUGUCAGCUUGCGUAGGCUGCAGAGGAACAAGUAAAGGUU
Molecule: messenger RNA, 6197 nt
Organism: Lepisosteus oculatus (spotted gar)
Lineage: Eukaryota; Metazoa; Chordata; Actinopteri; Semionotiformes; Lepisosteidae
Source: RefSeq, a predicted model, not a curated record